This is a messenger RNA of Lycium ferocissimum, 2301 nucleotides long. RefSeq lists its product as uncharacterized. Bases 1 to 2301 code for a protein of 766 amino acids. Lineage: Eukaryota; Viridiplantae; Streptophyta; Magnoliopsida; Solanales; Solanaceae. The transcript has 6 exons. The record is from RefSeq and is a predicted model, not a curated record.
AUGAGAGAAGAAGCUGCCCGUAAUGCUCAUGCUAUGGGAAUUCCUCAAGUUCCUAGAGUUCAAAAUCCCAUACUUCCGGAUCCUCAUAUUAAAGUGCAAGUACCUGCUAUGAGGGCAAGGAGAAAUUUGGUCCAAGUUGAUGAAAAUGUUGAGGUCCAUGACUUAGAACAAGCCGAAGACGAGUUUGAUCAGCAAUAUGUUCGGAGAGCCCAAGAACAAAGGGGCCAAAGGAGAUAUAGAGGAAGAGGAGCAUAUGUUGGGAGAAAUCUUGAGCAUGACUAUGGCAACCAUGAUGAUUAUCCGGAUCUGGUCCGAGGGAAUCAAGGUAGAAGGGAUACUAAUCUUAACAAUGUCAAGAUCACUAUUCCACCAUUUAAAGGAACUAGUGAUCCGGACAAGUACAUUGAUUGGAAGAUUCAGAUUGAGAGAAUAUUUGACACAAAUGAACUUUUAGAGGAGCGGAAAGCGGUUUAUACCAUUGCCUCUUUUGAAGGCUAUUCUUCUACAUGGUGGGAAUCAGAAAAGCGAGUUCAGAGAAGACAUGGUUUACCGGAACAUCUUACUUGGGGACAAUUGAAACAUGUCAUGGAUGCUAGGUAUGUCACUGCCAAGCAUCGUCAAGAGAAACUCCGAAGGCUCUAUGAAUUGAAGCAGGGUUCUAAGACCGUAGAAGAGUUCUAUGAUGAGUUUGAGAAAGCAAUAAUGGCUCUUGAUCUUGAAGAAGACGAGGAGCAGCUUAUCAUCCGAUUCAAAGUUGGGUUAAACCGAGAAAUCUCAUCUCAAUUGAGGUUACUCACUUACUAUACUCUUGAUGAGGUGUUCCAAGUGGCUAUAGAGGCAAAAAAAAGGGUCAAGGAGGACAAGACAUUCCGAUCGAGAGGAAGUGCUAAUACUACUCCGUUGAGUAGGGAACAAGAAAGUGAACCAGAAGAUGGCAAUGAAAAAGAACUUGAUCAUGAUCUUGAGAAGCCGGAAGGAGAAGAGGAGGAUGAUCGGCCCGAAAUGUUUCUUGUGGUGCGGAGAAACUUAAGCACUAUAAGCUUGGAGAAUGAAGAAGAUGUGCAAAGGGAGAAUCUUUUUCAUGCUAGGUGUAGGGUAAAGGGGAAGGUUUGUUCAUUGAUUGUGGAUGGAGGAAGUUGUGCUAAUAUUGCUACCCAAACUUUAGUUGAUCAAUUGAAACUGCCUACAUUGAAACAUUCCCGACCUUACUGGUUACAAUGGCUCAAUGAGCGUGGUGAAUUGCGGGUUACAAAGCAGGCUUUGGUUAAGUUCAAGAUAGGAGCUUACCAAGAUGAGGUAAAAUGUGAUGUCGUACCAAUGCAAACAUGCCAUUUACUUUUGGGAAGGCCAUGGCAAUAUGACAGAGCUGCGAUUCAUGAUGGCCGAGCCAACAUAUAUGCGGUUCAAAGUGAAGGUAAGAGUCUCAUACUCAAGCCUUUGUCACCAAAGCAAGUGAUAGAAGAUUAUUGUCAGAUGAAGGAGUUAAAGGAACAGGCUAAAAGUAAGGCUAGUGUUGUGGUCAAUCCUCAAUCCACAUCACCACUGCCAGGUAAUGAAAAGGAUUUUGUGGAUGUAUUUCCCGAGGAGAUGCCAAGCGGACUGCCUCCCUUAAUAGGAAUUGAGCAUCAAAUAGAUUUUAUGCCCGGAUCCCAAAUUCCGAACAAACCAGCCUAUAGGUGUAAUCCAGAAGACACCAAGGAACUCCAAAGGCAGGUUGAUGAGCUUUUAAGCAAGGGUUGGUCCGGCUACCAUCAAAUCGGAAUGAAACCGGGUACUGAAUGGAAGACUGCAUUCAAGACCAUGUUUGGUCUCUAUGAAUGGUUUGUUGUGGUUUAUUUUGAUGACAUUCUUGUGUAUAGUAAAACUGUGGAUGAACAUGUUAAUUACUUAUGUUUUGUUAUAAGUGCUAGUGGAGUUGAGGUCGAUGAGUCAAAAGUAGAAGCUAUUAGGGAUUGGCCUACCCCAUCUAGUGUUACUCAAGUAAGAAGUUUUCAUGGGUUGGCUAGUUUUUAUAGGAGGUUUGUGAAAGACUUUAGCACCAUAGCAGCGCCUUUGACUGAGUUGAUAAAGAAAGAACAAUCGUUUGUUUGGGAAGAGUCCCAAAAGAGAGCAUUUAAGGAGUUGAAACAUAGGCUUAGUUCUGCCCUAUUAUUACAACUACCCGGCUUUAGUAAGACCUUUGAGAUUGAGUGUGAUGCUUCAGGGGUCAGGAUAGGUGGAGUACUAAUGCAGGAGGGGAAGCCUAUAGCUUAUUUCAGUGAGAAACUUAAGGGGCAGUACUUUGAACUAUUCGACAUAUGA